Mizuhopecten yessoensis (Yesso scallop) is the source of this 3537-nucleotide messenger RNA. RefSeq names its product fumarylacetoacetase-like. Bases 77 to 1339 code for a protein of 420 amino acids. Gene Ontology annotation, molecular function: fumarylacetoacetase activity. Gene Ontology annotation, biological process: L-phenylalanine catabolic process; homogentisate catabolic process; L-tyrosine catabolic process. The transcript is spliced from 12 exons. Lineage: Eukaryota; Metazoa; Mollusca; Bivalvia; Pectinida; Pectinidae. The record is from RefSeq and is a predicted model, not a curated record.
AAUCCAGCUUCCUCCACGUGUGUAUAGACCGGUAGCGUUUUCAGGUCACCCGUGUUUUUUUCUAAUUCCUCACCAAAUGACGAUGUCUUUCAUAUUUGUUAGUCCUGACAGUGACUUCCCCAUACAGAAUCUUCCUUAUGGCAUAUUUUCAACAACCAGUAAUCCAACACCAAGGCUUGGCGUUGCUAUAGGGGAUCAGAUCCUGGACCUCAGUGUUGUCAAGCACCUCUUUGGUGGCCCUGUUCUUCAGAGUCAGCAGGCUGUGUUCGAGGAGUCAACAUUGAAUGCUUUUAUGGGCCUUGGUCGCCCGGCAUGGAAGGAAGCCAGAGAAACAUUACAGAAAUUGUUGUCUGCAGACGAGCCUCUCCUGAAGGACAACAGUAGCCUUAGGGACAGAGCGUUUGUACCCCAGCACUCGGCUCAGAUGCAUCUCCCAGCUAAAAUAGGUGAUUACACUGACUUUUACUCCUCUAAAAACCAUGCACACAACGUUGGCUGUAUGUUCCGUGGGCCUGAAAAUGCACUCAUGCCAAACUGGACACAUCUACCAGUUGGUUAUCAUGGCCGAGCCUCCUCCGUGGUGGUAUCAGGUACACCAAUCAGACGGCCAAAUGGACAGACACGCCCAGACGACACCAAACCCCCUGUGUUCGGUCAGUGUAAGCUACUGGACUUUGAGCUGGAGAUGGCUUUCCUCACUGGCCCAGCCAAUGAGCUUGGUCAGCCCAUCACUAUGGACAAGGUAGAUGACCACAUCUUUGGCAUGGUGCUGAUGAACGACUGGAGUGCACGAGACAUACAGAAGUGGGAGUAUGUGCCCCUCGGUCCAUUCCUGGGUAAGAACUUUGGGACAACCAUUUCCCCUUGGGUGGUACCUAUGGACGCCCUCAAGCCCUUCGUCGUCCCCAAUGCCUCUCAGAAUCCAGUUCCUCUACCGUACCUCCAACACGAGGACCCCUACACCUUCGACAUCAACCUCCAAGUGGCUCUAAAGUGUGACGGACAAGGCCAGUCUCACACACUGUGUAAAAGUAACUUCAAGUACAUGUAUUGGACAAUGAAACAGCAGUUGGUCCACCACACAGUGACAGGCUGUAACACGAACCCUGGAGACCUCCUGGCUUCAGGAACCAUUAGUGGAGAGACACCAGACUCGUUUGGCAGUAUGUUGGAGCUGUGUUGGAAGGGCACCAAGACAAUAGACCUGGGUGCUGGACUCACUCGCAAAUUUCUAAAGGAUGGUGAUGAGGUUAUCAUGUCAGGAUGGUGCGAGAAUGAUGGUGUCAGAGUUGGCUUUGGAACAUGUACAGGAAAAAUUCUACCUGCUCUAGAGAUGUAACUGACACGUCUAGGAACACGAAAUCGAAAGCAACCUCCCAUCAUCAUCAAAGGAUCGUGGGUACACGGAGAGAUGAGUGAGCAGCAUUAGUCUGAUCGUUGGUGUUUGUACUUUGUAGCUAGGAAGGAGGACUGAAUACCGGGAAAUGUUCGCCUAGUCAAGCUUUCACACUACAUUGGUAAAAUCUAUACUCACCCAGUGUUAGUUUUACCCUUUGAUUGCUGUUUAUUUUGUUGUUUACUAAGGAUUGGUCUAAUGAUGUAUUACAGAGGACGAAAAAGGCGGAAGUUAAACUGGCUCAAAAUUUCCCAGUAAGCAGUAUCUGUCCUGAAAGACAGAUCUAUGUCAGAUUUAUAUCAGUUCUGAUCAAAGUUUUACACAUGUAUUUGUGAAAAAAAGAUAAAUUUUGUAAAAAGAUAAACCGCAAUUAUUGAAAUAGUUGUCAUAUUACUCUGUUGUCAAACAGAUUUGUUUAUUAUCAUUUCAUGAAAAUAGUGUGACAGUUAUUGUAGUAUAACUAAAACUUGUAAAACAGUAUGGCAAUAACACAAUGAGAUAUCACAAGUUUCUGUUAUUUCCAACAGGUAGUGGUUCUGUCUUAUCUAGAUAACUAUAUGUGGGUCUUAUCUAGAUAACUAUAUGUAGUGGUUCUUAUCUAGAUAACUAUAUGUGGGUCUUAUCUAGAUAACUAUAUGUAGUGGUUCUUAUCUAGAUAACUAUAUGUGGGUCUUAUCUAGAUAACUAUAUGUAGUGGUUCUUAUCUAGAUAACUAUAUGUGGGUCUUAUCUAGAUAACUAUAUGUAGUGGUUCUUAUCUAGAUAACUAUAUGUGGGUCUUAUCUAGAUAACUAUAUGUAGUGGUUCUUAUCUAGAUAACUAUAUGUGGGUCUUAUCUAGAUAACUAUAUGUAGUGGUUCUUAUCUAGAUAACUAUAUGUGGGUCUUAUCUAGAUAACUAUAUGUAGUGGUUCUUAUCUAGAUAACUAUAUGUGGGUCUUAUCUAGAUAACUAUAUGUGGGUCUUAUCUAGAUAACUUUAUGUAGUGGUUCUUAUCUAGAUAACUAUAUGUAGUGGUUCUUAUCUAGAUAACUAUAUGUAGUGGGUCUUAUCUUGAUAACUAUAUGUGGGUCUUAUCUAGAUAACUAUAUGUGAGUCUUAUCUAGAUAACUUUAUGUAGUGGUUCUUAUUAGAUAACUAUAAGUGGGUCUUAUCUAGAUAACUAUAUGUAGUGGGUCUUAUCUAGAUAACUAUAUGUAGUGGGUCUUAUCUAGAUAACUUUAUGUAGUGGUUCUUAUCUAGAUAACUAUAUGUGGGUUUUAUCUAGAUAACUGAUUUGUUUGAUUGAGACUGAUAGAUAGUGAUUAUGAAGGCAACAGCACGCAGUCAGAGAUAUUUUUGUUAAUCAUUCCUCUACACCAUUUAUACUCUGGCUGAUUUAAAUUCAUGAAUUUGAAUGGUAAUUUUCAAAGUUAAAUCACAGGUACUAGCCACGUCUGUCAAUACACCUAUAUUCUAUAAUAUAUUAUAUAUUAGGUGUUUUGACAGACGAGGCUAGUACCUGGGGAUGAAUGUGUAAAAUGGGGUAUUGCAUCUGUCCUUUCUUAUCAUGCAGUGGAUAAUAAGUUCAACACGAUUGCUGUGUGGAGAGGUUAUAUCAAUCAUUCCUGUAUCAGUACUACUGAUACCGCUCAGUAGUCAUUACGAUGUAUAAACAUGUGAUUUGGAUCAUUUCGGUUUAGAUGAGACUACAGGCUACACUUUGUAAAGUUAUGUCUAUUUUUAUACCAAAGAUCAAACAGCUGUUCUUGUGAGUAGGUAAUGUACAAAAGAAACUUUGAUUAUAGAUCUGACCCAGAGGUCCCACCACAAAGAUUCACCACAAAGUGGAUCACUAAUCAGCGGGGCCAGUUGUUGGAGGACUAGGUCAUUGCCCUGAGAUUAUAAACAGACCAUGUGAUCAAUGUUUGAACAGUUUGUACAUGAAAAAUGAACUUUUACAACUGGGAUUGUAUCAUCAGAGAUGAGGUUUAUAUUAUAGAAUCAUGUUCACAGUAUGACUUAUGUGUACAAGAAUCUCUUUCCCCUACACUUUUCCUUGUAGGAUCCGUCACCUGUGUGUGAACACUAUAUAAUCUAAAUGUAAUUAUUGUUCUAACUUCUAUACUGCCAUGCUGAUCAUGAAUAAAUCAUUUGAUCUUUU